GAAUCGGAAUGUUGGCGCGAAGUAUUGUACACCACGUGCCAUUUGCUGUAAAUACGCGGGAAGUCUAUCGCCUCCUUGUCAAAAUUUAGCACGCAGUUUUAUUUUUAAAUCAUUUAAUGUUAAGGGAAACUCAUUUAUUUCCUGUCCUUUUUAAAGAUAAUAAAAGUUUUGAAUUUCCAUGUCCUCGUUGUGUAGAAGAAAUCAUGGUCAAUUUGGCGGUAAAAAUGCUAUCGCUGAUUGGCUCUCGCUCUCAUUGUAGAGUACUCCUGUUAAACAGCCAAUGGGUUCAUUCUGAUUUAUACCAAUAUUACACUCUGCCCGUCUUUCUUUCCUUUUCUUUCUGGAUACACACUUGGUUGUACAUCGUUAACAAACCCAUCCAAGUAGGACGACGUAGAUCUCGUGCAGUGCUUUUCUUUUUAGUAUUAAAAAAGAAUAAUGGCUCUUCAUACAUCGACCAAAGAUAAUGUUCGCAAAUCCUUUGAGGAUGCCAGCAUCAAGGAAAAUUUGUCUCCAAAAAAGCACUGCGUUUCGCCAAAAAUAUCUCAAGAAAAUGGAAUCAGACCAGAAAUUGAUGCAACGAAAGCUGUGAGGAAUCUAAACCUUCAAGAUAAAGAUGUUUUUGACCCAGAGUUGGAACCUCUACUCAAAGAAAAUCCUCGCAGAUUCGUCAUAUUUCCCAUUCAGUGGCCAGAUAUUUGGCAGAUGUACAAAAAGGCCGAAGCUUCAUUUUGGACCGUAGAAGAAGUAGAUCUAUCCAAGGACCUGCCAGAUUGGCAUAAAUUGACUGACAGUGAACGCCAUUUCGUUUCGCACGUUUUGGCCUUCUUCGCUGCAUCCGAUGGGAUCGUUAACGAGAAUCUCGUAGAGCGUUUCAGCCAAGAAGUUCAAGUGACGGAAGCUCGUUGCUUUUAUGGAUUUCAAGUAGCUAUGGAAAAUGUUCAUUCGGAAAUGUACUCUCUUCUCAUCGAUACUUACAUCAGUGAUCCGACACAAAGAGACUUCCUUUUUAAUGCAGUUGAAACUCUACCAUGCGUGACGAAGAAAGCAAACUGGGCUUUAAAUUGGAUAAGUAAUGAUACUGCUACUUUUGCGGAACGUGUAAUCGCAUUCGCCGCAGUUGAGGGAAUUUUCUUCAGUGGCAGUUUUGCAGCUAUUUUCUGGCUAAAGAAGAGAGGACUUAUGCCUGGUCUCACUUUUAGCAAUGAACUAAUUUCUAGGGACGAGGGACUACAUUGCGAUUUCGCUUGUCUCAUGUUCAAACACAUAGUUCAGAAGCCUGAACAAGAGCGUGUAAUUUCAAUUAUAAAAAAUGCAGUAGUAAUUGAGCAGGAAUUCUUGACAGAUGCGUUGCCCGUGGAAAUGAUCGGAAUGAAUUGCAAACUGAUGUGCCAGUACAUAGAAUUCGUGGCUGAUCGGUUGCUUGUCGAAUUAGGAUGCCCAAAGUGUUUUGACAGUACAAAACAAGUACUGGUGUGCAGUACCGCACGCCAGUACUGCGGAGCAUUACCAGCAGGUACUUGUCCAAUACAGAUGCCCAGUACUGUGAAUCCGGUAAUCUGUACUAGGCCAGUACUGCGCCAUCGGUGUAUUUCCGCCUGGGUAGCCUUCAUUGUAAGUGGGUCUACAAUUCAGAAAAUCCAUUCGACUUCAUGGAACACAUUUCGCUCGAGGGGAAGACAAAUUUUUUCGAAAAGAAAGUUGGCGAAUACCAAAAGUGGGGUGUCAUGCAGGAGAGGAGUAAUUUCACGCUCAACGCUGACUUUUAGGAUAAGAUUUAAAACUUCAAGUUGUACUAGGCUAGCAAAUUUUAAACGCAUUUUUCUACAAUACUCUUGAAAUAAAAGUCCGUUUCGCAUUUUGCCCAUAUUUUCCAAAUUUUGAGAGGAAAAAACGGCUGUGUUAUAAAUUGACAAUACCGACCUUUAAAUUCUUAUAUUUUUUAUGACUGCGGAAUAUUUAAAAUUCGUACUAGAAGUUAUAUCCAGUAUAACGAUUGUCGCCGUUGAACGAAUCAGAAGGCUAUAAUUUAUUUCAAGUAAUUAAUUUAUUUUGAGUGUACAUUCGAUUUUGUCCGAAGUAUGUGUAGAUGAUAGAUUGUACUUUAUGUACUUGUCGUUAGUUCCUCUAACUUAAACUCUAGACUAUGGACUCAGGCUUCUUCUGUAUUGUCAUUUCUUGUUAACUAUAUUCGUUGCAUUAUUCUAGGAUUUAAUCAAAAUGUAUAGAAGCUAUUGUUUAUUUGAGACAUUCUAAGAUUUUACACAAACUAAUUAUUCAAAAGAACCGUUUCAGAAUUAAAAUCAGAUGACUUUGCAAAGUGUAACGAUAAAUUAUGUGCCUAAAUUUCGCCCAUAAAGAUCUUACACUUAUGUUUGUAUAUAUUUAUAAUUAUUUUGGUAAUAAAUCAUAUUCUUAAUUUUA
Messenger RNA from Belonocnema kinseyi, 2424 nucleotides. It is a transcript of the gene RnrS, whose product is annotated as ribonucleoside-diphosphate reductase subunit M2 B. The coding region runs from base 439 to 1839 and encodes 466 amino acids. NCBI's taxonomy places the organism in Eukaryota, Metazoa, Arthropoda, Insecta, Hymenoptera, Cynipidae. The transcript is spliced from 8 exons. Gene Ontology annotation, molecular function: ribonucleoside-diphosphate reductase activity, thioredoxin disulfide as acceptor. Gene Ontology annotation, biological process: deoxyribonucleotide biosynthetic process. The record is from RefSeq and is a predicted model, not a curated record. Gene Ontology annotation, cellular component: cytosol.